GUAAGCCUAAAAAUAGUCAUGUGUGAUCUUGUUUGAUUCGUCUUAACAAGAUAAAAUGGAUUAAAGAAGUGCAUUGGAUGGUGUGCAAAAAGGUAAGUGGACAAAAACAGUGGGACGGAGGGAGUAUAUAUAUAUAUGGAAAGAAAAUCAAAUCCAUUCCUGAUGGAUGAGAUGGCUAGUGAGAGAAAGCUGCCGGAAUCCUCUGGUUUUCCGGGUUUCGGCCAACGCCGGCUGAGUAAGAUAUUCUCUGAACUUUUCACGGAGGAAGGAUGUAAACCUAUUGGUAGCAUCAAAUCAUCUAUCUCAGGCAAACCCACUGUGUUUUUCAAUGAUGAAGAGCUGGAUAAUAUCAGGGAUAGGUUUCCUUUUACUGUCAAGGCAAGAUUCAAGAAGGAUACUUCGUCGGAGGAGAUUGAAAAGAGCAUGGAAAAAGGGGGUUUCAAGGGAGGAUUCCGUAUCACAGCAGUCACCAGAUUCCAGGUAAUCAUUGUCUUCAAUCAACAUGGAGAUUACCUCCGUAUGCUCUCCAAGAGGUCAUGGACGGUCAAUGGAAUUCAGCUCUCCAUUUCCAAAUGGGAUCCGAGCACAGAAGAUAAACAUGAUAGCCCUCAAGCUCUCAUCUGGGUAACCCUCAAACACCUUCCUUUCUUCCUCCUUGACAAAAGAAAUUUGUUUUCAGUGGUUAAGGCCCUGGGGAAUCCAAUCAAGCUUGAUGAUACCACAGCAAGGGGAGGUUACUACCAAACUGCUAGAUUUCUUGUGGAAAUGGAUGUUACCAAACCCAAAAUCUCUUCCAUCCAGGUUUCUUCUACUUCUUGGGUCAAAACCAUUGUUGUGGUCUAUGACCCUCCCCUUUUCUGCAAAUUCUGUAAACGAUGGGGGCACUGCUGCACCCCCCCACCUGCCGCCGGGAAAGUCCUCACCGGUGGUCAACUCCAGUCGAGGCAUAGGGCCACAACAAACAAUAAAGUGUCCCAUGAGUGGACCAGAGUGGAGCGUAAAGGGAAAAAGCCCAUGCAGGUUAAUACAAGGAGGAAAGAGCCAACAUGGUUACAAGCCGCAAAUAAAUUCCAGGCACUUGGAGACAGGAAUACUGCUGACACCAAGGACAGCCCUGGCCCAAGCUCCAAUUACCAUCCCUCAGUAGUCGCGUUGGAGAUUGUUCCCCCUCUCGAAGCGGGCCCAAAAUCUGGUCAGGAUGGAGAUAUUAUUAACGACAAGAUUCCCACUUCCCACCUUGUGAAACAAAAGUCCAUAGCUCUUGAACAUACCUCUACACUGGAUUCCCUUGGACUUCUCUCCACAUAUGUGGAACCUGAAACCCCUUGCACCCCUGUGUGCAUACACUCUGAUGGAGAAGGAUAAAAAAUCAUUUUCAAGAGCCCCGUUUCCUCCUUGGAGGGUAAAUUGUCUGCUUUCAAGAAGAAUGCACUUUCAUUUAUGAAGGGAAGAGGUUCCAUGAAACCAAUGCCCCUUAUGCACAUGACUCUUAGGAGUCAAGCUAAAGCUCACUCCUACCCUUCAUAAUGUCCCUCCUCUUUUGGAACACACGUGGGAUGCGGAAGUCUGUCCACAGAAUUAAUACUAUCACUUCCCUUCACAACUGCUCAUUUAUUGCUAUUAUGGAACCUUUGGUCGCUUGUACAGAACUGACUGCUUUCAAAUUUAAAUUCGGCAUGUCCCAAGCUGCUUCCUACCUCAACAAUCAACUUUGG
This is a messenger RNA of Cuscuta campestris, 1715 nucleotides long. The record is from the annotation of a GenBank genome assembly. NCBI's taxonomy places the organism in Eukaryota, Viridiplantae, Streptophyta, Magnoliopsida, Solanales, Convolvulaceae.